This is a messenger RNA of Rubroshorea leprosula, 997 nucleotides long. Lineage: Eukaryota; Viridiplantae; Streptophyta; Magnoliopsida; Malvales; Dipterocarpaceae. The record is from the annotation of a GenBank genome assembly.
GGAGGUCCAUCUGUCCAGUAGAUUAAAUGUUAACCUGGCAUGUGUUCUUUUGGAGAUCCAUUUCAAAAUAAUGCAGGUUAACUUAAAUGUUGGUACCCUGCAUAGAUGAUGAAAACUUAUGCUUCUUUAUUUCAUUGCCUUGCAGUCUUCAGGAUUUAGCAGGAUAUGGAGUAGCCUUGGCUGUUGGGAAAGAAUUUGCAAAUGCUUUCCCUGAUCGAACAUUCAAUUCCCCAUUGGUUGAUCUCAUGGUGAAAGAUGGACGAAAUGGAAAAAAUAAUGGAAAAGGAUACUACAUUUAUGAAAAAGGAAGCAAGCCAAAACCUGAUCCUACUGUGCUGCCUAUCAUUGAGGAGUCUAGGCGGCUUACCAACAUUAUGCCUGGUGGAAAGCCUAUAUCUGUUACUGACAAAGAAAUUCUGGAGAUGAUACUUUUUCCCGUUGUUAAUGAGGCUUGCCGUGUUCUUGAUGAAGGAAUUGUAGUUCGAGCAUCUGACCUUGAUAUUUCAUCUGUUCUUGGAAUGAGCUUCCCAUCUUACCGAGGGGGCAUCGUGUUUUGGGCAGAUAGAGUUGGGCCAAACCAUGUGUAUACAAGCCUGAAGAGAUGGUCGGAAAUGUACGGUGGCUUCUUUAAGCCAUCAAGAUAUUUGGAAGCAAGAGCCAAGAAAGGCAUGCUGCUGAGUGAACCAGCCUCAUCAUCUCUGAAAUCAAACUCAAAGCUGUAGGCAUUAUUCAUUCUUCAUCCUAAAUUAAGCACAUUGUGGCUAUAUGCAAUAAGCAUCUGCGUGAGACUUCUUUCAAAAUUUUCGUGGCUAUGUUGUGUUGGAAUGCGCCAUAAACCAUUUGUAAGACGAAAGAAAAAUAUCAUCUGAAUAAAAGAUUUUAUUGGGUCAUAUGUUUCGUAUUCUGCCUGACUCCUAAUAAAUGCAUGGAUAAUGAAUAUAUGAAAAGUUGUUUUAGCCCUAAAUCAAAGUACUUCGAUCUGCUAGAUUGAAAAUUG